AUGGCUGUACCGGUCUCUGCAAUUGGAUUUGAAGGCUAUGAAAAGAGGCUCGAGGUCUCAUUCUUCGAGCCUGGACUGUUUGCUGACCCUGCCGGCAUGGGUCUCCGUUCUCUGUCGAAAGAUCAAUUGGAUGAGAUUCUGAAACCAGCUGAGUGCACCAUUGUUUCCUCACUCUCUAAUGAUGAUCUGGACUCUUAUGUCCUUUCGGAAUCAAGCCUCUUUGUGUACCCAUACAAAGUGAUCAUCAAAACCUGUGGAACAACGAAAUUGCUUCGAUCAAUCCCUGCCAUCCUCAAGUUGGCUGAGACUCUUUCCUUGGCUCCCUCUCCACAUCGUAGCUUUUCAGAGGAAGUAGCUGUCCUGGAUGGCCAUUUUGGCAAGCUUGGUUUGGCAAGCAGAGCAUAUGUUAUGGGUAGCUCUGACAAAACACAGAAAUGGCAUAUUUACUCUGCAUCGGCAGAGUUGGCAAGCUUACUUUGGGGCGCACGCCAAUCAGGACCCACAUACACAUUGGAGAUGUGCAUGACUGGUUUGGACAGGAAGAAGGCAUCUGUGUUUUACAAAUCAAACGCAAGUUCAGCUGCUGGUAUGACUGAAGAAUCUGGCAUUAGGAAGAUCCUCCCCCAGUCUGAAAUAUGCGACUUUGAGUUUGAUCCUUGUGGUUACUCCAUGAAUUCGAUUGAAGGGAAUGCAAUUUCUACCAUCCAUGUGACACCAGAAGACGGUUUCAGCUACGCGAGCUUUGAAACAAUGGGAUACGACUUCAAAAAUGUGAAUUUGACCCAGCUGAUUGACAGUGUUUUGGAUUGUUUCAAACCGGCUGAGUUCUCCGUAGCUUUGCAUACCACCAGUACUGCAGGCGAACAACUCAACGCUAAGUUCCCCCUGGACGACUUGAGGGGAUACUGUUGCGGAGAAAGCAACUAUGAGAUGCUGGGUUUGGGUGGUGCUGUCAUCUUCCACAGCUUUGUCAAGGAUGCAGGUUCCCAGUCUCCAAGGUCAAUUCUGAAAGGUUGCUGGAGCGAGGACGAGAAGGACGAGGAAGUUGAAGAGAUACUUAAGGACAAGAUCUAG
Molecule: messenger RNA, 1074 nt
Organism: Prunus armeniaca (apricot)
Lineage: Eukaryota; Viridiplantae; Streptophyta; Magnoliopsida; Rosales; Rosaceae
Source: the annotation of a GenBank genome assembly